CGAACGAACGGCAUUCGGGCGGUGGAACAAAACUUGCCUGCACUCGCCCGAAGCCGAACAGUCGGAAACUGCACGUUGCUCGGUUCGCAAACAAUUCGUCUAGGGGUGUUGUACGCGCGUACGCACCGCAACAUAAGCUUGCCGUCGUUUUUUGGGGCGUUUAAAGGGUGGCCACACAAAACAUUCGGUUCACAAGAAGAAGCAAAAAGAAAAAAAACCGUCUCCGUGUGUGUGGAACAACGUAUGUUUGUAAAAAGAAAAACCCCCCAACAAGCGAUACGAAGCGUCAACAGUGAAAUAUUGUGACGAAUUCUAGUGGUUCGCGAUGUGGCAAAACGCGUCCGGGUGAAAAAAAAUGAUCGAAUUGUUGUGAGAAGAAACAAAAAUCACACACACCAGCGAUCAUCGGAAGAAAAACCGAACCAGAAACGCGAAAUCACAAAACAAAAUGUACAUCUCAUAACGUUAAUUUAUGAGCGAGCAAAGAAAUCGUGCAAAAAAACAAAACACCGUGAAGCGAGUGAAUUACUAGUGUGCAGUGUGCAGCAAAACAAAGGGAAUCCAAAUCCAAAAACCCCAAUGGGAGAAAACAUACUUUAAAGCUCCCCCCGCCCGAAAAAUAAAGUAACGCAAAAGUGUGUAUCAUUCCUAACGCGUGUGCAUUUUUCUUCGCCAGCGACAAGAAGACAGAAGGUGCGAAGUAGAAGCAUUUUGGAGCAUUAGACCGCUAGUGGACAGUGAAGUUUUCGCCCAGUGGUUCCGCUUUUCGCGCGUGGGAAAUAAAACGGGGCCAAGUGCCAUACUUGUGGUUACCGUGGUGCGUCCACCAACUGAAUCCGGCAGGCGAAUAAAUUACCGAAGGUUCGACCCUCGCGUACAAGUGAAAUAAAGGCACGUUUGCGUUAUUCCAAACACACCGGCAGUAAUUACGUUACAAGUGCAGCACAAUUGCCACAAGACACAGACGGGUUGUUCGCUCCCAUUGUGUGUGUGAAGUGUGAAGUGUGUUGCCACUUUUCUGGUUUUGUCGGACGACAUUCUUUAGCGUGUGUGCGAAGUGUGCAGUGAAAAACCGGGGCCUCUAAUCGAUCUGUGAAACGCAUUGCAAAAUUCGGUGUGGCCCAUCUGUUUGCAACAAAUAAAUAUAUUUAGUUCCGAAGUUCCUUCCCGCACAAGUUCUAACAAGCGAAAAAGUGCAACCUAAGAAACGUUUGAAUUGCAGCGCCAAGCAAACGGGAUUUUCGUUUGGCAAUUAAACAAAUGUAGCUGCGAAUUGCGUUUUUCGGGACCGAAAAAUGUUGCCAACCGCCCGUUCGGUAGUGAGCCAAGCCUACAACAGAGGCAGUGAAACCGGUGCACAAUGUUAGCCAUAGACUGUCUGGUUGGUGGUCUGCUGCUCGGUUCGCUCGGUGUGAACACGCUGGCACUUGGUGCGUUCUGGACGACGCCAAGUCUACGCACCACCGCCAACCGGUUCGUGAUCAACCUGCUGAUAGUGAAUCUCGUCUGCUGCUUCAUCCUCGGACCGUCGCUGUUCCUGAAUGCGUUCACCGGUAAGACACCGCUGCCGACGCCACUGCCGGCUGCGGUUGAACCACCGUCCACACCGGCAGCACAUUACGAUGCGGCUGGUGGAGAGUAUGGCACCAGUACCGCGACGGUGGCACUGUUCCAGCGUGGCGAUGCGCCAGCUCCAACGAUAGCCCACCCAAACCGGACACGCAUCGUGCGGUGCUCCAAGAAUGGCACCAUGGGCAGCGUUGAGGAUGGUGCAAGUAAUUGUGAUAGGGCAGGGGAUGAUGGAGGUGGCACGGCGCAGGAAGAGGAAACGCCCUUCAUCCGGACCAGCCCGGUACACCCGGGACAGAACGAUGCACUACAUCCCAAUCUUACGCUCACAAAGAUUCGUUGCUGGGGGCUAGAUUUGGUGGUGGCACUCGGAGCCCUCUCGGUGCUUCUGGUGGUCGGUGACACCUGGUGUGCCAUUACCGAUCCGUUGCGCUAUCACUCCCGCAUCUCGGAGCUGAAAGCGUGGGCAUUCAUCAUCGCCAGCUGGGCACUGGGGAUCGCGUUCGGUAUUGCGUCCGGCUUUCGGGGCGAUCAGAAGUACGUUACACUGUUCAAGAACCGGCUCACGGCGGAGGAGGUCGCCGCCAUCGAAUCUAGUCACUGGGCCCGAAACCAGACCGGUACGAGCGGUGCAGCCGGUCUGCCCAACACCGAAGGUUUCAUCAACCACCUGAACAUCUCGGAAGAUCUGUACAAUACGAUCUUCUCGUACGCGUACUUCGUGAUCGUCAUAUUGAUCCCGUUCGCGCUCGUGUGCGCCAUGUACUGGCGGAUCUUCUCGGAGGCGCGCGAAAGUGGCCAACGGAUGCGACAGAACGGAUCCUCACCGUUGCUACAGAGUGCACUCAAUCUCGUCUCCGCACAGAAGCAUGCGGCCGCCGAGAAGCAGCUAAUGCUCGACCAGACACAACAACCGCCCCAGCAACAUCCGGUAAUACAGCCGCUGCCGAGCAUUCCAGAACGACCAGGUGAGAAAGGUGAUUGUGAAGGUCUUACCAUGAAGAUCGACAAACAGAUUCACUACGAGGACGAAACGAUCACGAUCAGUAGUAUACCGCAUCAUCAUCACCAUCAUCAACAGCAGAGGGAUUCGUGCCUGAAGCCACUGCUGCAACAGUCACCUGGUCCAACUCCGACGCACAAACCAACCCCAUCGCAGCAGCAUGAUGCCUCCCUAGAUCGUCCCGAUCGAAGUCCACAGGUGGUUCAAAUAGCGACGCCAACAUCCGCCACCGUGGCGGCACUACCGAGUGUGCUCAAGUCACCACUGCGACACGAUCGCAACCAUAACAGUAUUCUGAUGCAGCAGCUCCCGUCGGAGAGCAGUGCGAGUGGACCGAUCCCAACACAUCCGGGAUCGCCAGCCAUUGCUCUGGGGAAGGUGCGCCGCAAUCACAGUGCGGGCCGGUUGGUAAGCUUUAGCCAGGAGGAACCAUCCGAAAUCCCGAUCGGUGGACUGCGGCAGGUCCAUUCGACACCUAACUUCCAGAAGUACAGUGCCGGAGAGUUCGAAAGUCUCGGUACGCAUCACAUCCUGUCGUUACCGGCGGUGCACGUACCGCCAAAAGCGCUCAGCUACAUGACGUCCAUCCGGCACCGGCUGUCGAACGCGUCCUCGCUCUUCAAAUACCGGGAGGAGUCGCGUGCCGCCCGGAUAAGUAUUCUCGUGAUCAUCAUGUUCCUCGUGUCGUACCUACCGUACGGUAUUCUGGUGCUGAUGCAGGGCCACGUCGAUCUGAUCAUCGUGUCCGAUCAGGCCCUGCUGGCGAUCUUUACCGUGGUGAUCGCGAACCUCAGCUCACCGUUCAUCUUCGCCUACCGCAACAAGCGUGUCCGGCGCGGCGUUAAGCGGCUGCUCGGGAUCGAUAAGAAGACGAACGAGCGGCUCCAGAAGCUGACCACCAGCAACACACACUUCAACAACCAUCCAGCAGUGCAGCAGCAGCAGCAACAGCACCAGCAUCAUCUCGGUAACUAUGGUGCAAACAUCACGAUGGCCAAUGCCGUCGGGCAGGAGGAUGAUGUGCCGGAGGUGGUAACCACCGGCGGUGCCAGUGGUCACAAGUCAUCGCACAAGGUGCGCAUCGCCGGUGCCGGCAGUGUCGGUGGCGGACUGACGCGCAGCAAUAGUUCAUGCAAGUAUCUCACGCCAAAUCACGCGGCGGCCGUGGCCGUGGCGAACGGGUACAUAGUCGAGUUCGAGCGGUAUCCCUCCGACGAGCUCAAUAGUCUCUGCAUACAGAAGAAAUCGAUACUGAAACGGGUCUGUGAUAGUUCGCGUAAGUGGGGCUGCAACUUUGCCACCAAUUCCUGCACCAGCAACGACGAGCAGACGGAGGUAUAGCUAUAAAGAGAGCUCCUGAUUUAGGGAGAUCGAUUAUAGUGGCAGGAACGGGAACAGUAGCAGUGGUUAGGUUAGAGUAUGUGCACGGUGCCAAAAACCAAAGCGCUGAAGCAGACAUUGAGAACACGCAAAACGAGGAUCUUGAGGUUCUUGAUUCGUAUCCAUCCAUACAUCUCUCAUCGCUUUAUUUAUUUUACCCUCCCGCCAAAUGUGUCCUCCUUCAUUCCAUUACAUCCACUUUAGAAUUCCCAUUCAAAGUUCCCAACUAAUACCAAAAGAUGUAUAUUUUGCAAUAGGUCCCCAAUUAUUGGUUGCAUCCAAUGCUGACGUUUAGCUUCUUGGAAUAUGAUAACGAAUGCAGCUAGUGAAUGUUUCAAACACAUGCAUUCUUUUUCCUCCCCAAACAAAAGCCUCUGCUUAGACGUCAUGUUUUGUAAUUCUUGAACGUUUCUACUUGCUCCCAUCACCAUCACAAGUGGGUAAAAUCCUUACAACAUUAAAGCUCACAUGAAAAGCUCACUCGCCACUACCCACGUGGUGCGAAUUAUUGUUUUCUAUUCCAUUUUUAAACCUACUCACAAUUGUUGUUUCAUUGCCGCGGAGUAGCCAAUAGUAAACCGUGCUAGCGUGCUAACAGGAACUCUACACUUUACCAACAUUGGGCUCAUCCGGGACGCACUGGUUUCGUUGUAGUGUUUGACCGCGUGCACGUAAUGUGAGUGGGGCACAAACAAAUGAUGAUAGUGUACGGAAGAAGCCGGCUUUGAAACCGGCCAGUUCUCACGUUGACAAACCGUGGCUGCGCGUAAUGGCGCCGCCUGCCAUGUGUCACACAUCUCUCACAUCGCGCGGCACGUGGGGAUUAAAAUAGGACUUUCUGGGCAGUGUCGGGCUAGCUUAGAACAGGUCCCGUUCUACUUAUGGGACGCACAUUCGCUGACAUUCGUUGCGUACACGUUGCGUUUUGACGCAACGCAGCAUACGUAACAUUAAAACGAGAAGUCCCCCCAAAAAAAAAACAGGAGAACCGGUACGUUUUGCAUCAUAUCCCAUCCGAAAGUGGCUUGCAUUUAAAUGUGAUUUUACUAAACUUUCAUUGAAAGUAUAGGUGUAAUUAGCAUGACAAUUGUACCGACAAACUCAACGGAGGUCCUUUCCGACUGAAAUUAGAUUCCAAUGGAUAGCGAGAUUGUGCAGGGGUUAAGCAUGAGUUCGAGGCUCUAUCUCAUGCAUGAUAAACACAUAAAACAGGCACACAAAGUGAACCAACGAUAACAUCCGACUUCAUUAGCACCAGCACCAGUUCAAAUGGUAGGAGUGGGGGGCGGGGGGUGGGGCUAUGGUUUUCCGAUUGCAAGUAAUGAGUUCUUUGUCCCGCUUUUGGGUUUCUGGUAGUGUUUUUGGUUGAAUAGCCGGUAAUUAGUAGCCUUUAGCAUUAAGUGGAAUUGAAGCUGAUUUCAUUUCCGAAAGUAUGCACGGUUCGUUGAGAGCCGACUGGCCGAGAGCCUUUUUAUGAACGAGUUCAGGAUUUUGGAAGGAAAUGUAAUCGUUGUGUUACCAUUCAUUCUCCAACACGAAAACACGCCAUUCAGUGUAGUAAUUGUGCGUUAUUUUUAGUUAAAAAAAACAUACAUAAUGCAUUUUAUUUAUGUGCCUUUUGCGGUCGAUGUUUUUUGAUAGCAUUUAGUACAAGUUACAUGAGAAAAGAAAUACAGAAGCCAUCCUCAAUUGCUUAUAUUCUCAGUUUUUUUGAGGUGCAAACAAGAGAGCGCCGUACCUUGGGUGAACCAACUCCGGUUCCGGUUUCUCUAUCAUUAAGUACCUUCCCAUGAAAUGCCCUUCCAGACACCAUACGAGCUUAAGGAUUCGUUCAUGCGUGUUAUAGCAUCUUGAUUACUACUGACAGGUUGCUCCACAGACACCAAACACAUACGCCCGCAACAAUGGCGCGUGUUAUCGUGGCGACUCUAACCAUAUUGUCCUGUUUUGUUUUGCCUGUUCCUUUCCGGAAGAUUCCACACCAUUGCGAUGGUGGCGAUGGAAUUCUAUUUUCGUUUGCGGAAUAAAGUAAACUGCCGUGUGUAGAUAAUAAUUUAUCACAUUCGAUCGAGAGUCAACCAUCGAUUAUCGAUCCUUUUUCGAGGGAGAGAGGGAGGUUGAAAACGAAUAGUUACGCAGACGGAGAGCUCCAGUGAGAGACACAUUUUGCUAUAACAGAACCACUUUAACGCUUUGUUGAAGAUUUCAACGAAUGAUAGUUAAUUUGACUUUAAUGUGUUUCUAAUUCCUAUCAUCAGACCACCGCAUGGUGACGUAAAUCUUGUCCAACGUGAAUGGUGAAGUGAUCAAGCUUACCUUUUCAGAUUUCUAUUUCAUUUCUAAGCUUUUUGUUUUACCCAAGGAAAGAGAGCUAAUUCCUGCUCUGAAUUCGAGUGUGUCCACAGCAUGUGUGAUGCAACCAAUCUCAAUCGAUAAUAGCUUCCCACCGAAACACUCACCGUUACUAAUAACCAUUACAUCCUCAUCUCAUUUCGUCCACCGUAAAGAUCCUCAGCGAAUGUCUACGUUUGAUUUGCAACUAGAAAAUAAAAAAAUAAAAGAACAGGGAUAGUUAACGUAUGUUUGCAGGAAGGAAUUGUGUGAAGAUUGUACUGCGUUACAUCAUGCCGUGUAAGUAAAAAAAACGAAACAUGAGCUAAAUUAUUAACUGGUAUAAAUCUUACUGCGAUUACUACAAAAUGGCCGAAAGUACAUUUAACCGUGACAGCCGCAAAAAAACAGCCGAAGCUAACAAAUAGCAAAAGUGUGUGUUAGAUGAGUAUUUUAGUAUAUAUAUUUUUUUAUUAUUUUAUUUGUCUUAUCCCUUCGUCUAUAAACUGACUGGUAAUAAUGCUUUAAAACCGUGCAACACACACAUGAGUACUAAACUACACAAAUAGUAAGAGAAAUUUAAUAUGUAAACGAUAUUCUUAGCUGAAAGCAGUACGAUCCUUUUCAAACUCACUGUGGUAGAAUGGAGAAGAUAUGAAGCACACUAGAAAGGACACAAUAAACCGAAGCCCGAGGAGCAUAAUCAAUUAAUCGAAAUGGUGCUUUGGUGUGGAUACCAAAAACAAAAAAAAAAGAAAAACGGUGCGGAGUUGGAAAAACGCUAAACAAAAAACAAAAUACUAGAUAAACAAAAAUAACUCGAACGCCUUCGUACGCCCAUAACAGUUACCAAAUAAUAUGUUGGCUCUUCCAAAUUGGUUUCCACUCGGUUGGGAAGUAAGUCUUAUUUUUCUACAAAAUGGUACGAGAUUUAGUAAAUUGUAAGGAAGUGAAGCAGACGAAUUAAAAAAAAACGGAAUGAAAGGAAAUUAUUUUUGCUACAAAGAAAAACAUUCUAUUUCAAACAAACACAUUUUAAAUGAGCUGAAAGUUAACUAAAUUCUACGUAGUAGCGUGUUCUUCUAAGACAAAAACACACACACACACACCACGGGGUACUUGAAAAGGCAGCCUGAGCUUUCACAGAAGGCAUCUUAUUUACUAAGUAUAGCUAAGUACAACUCCUAUUUGAUGGGCUUGAUGAAUUUCACCUCUCCGUGCGUAGAGACUCUAUUUACUGUAAAAAAAUGGGCAUUUGCAACAAGCAAACAAAAAAACACAACAAAACAGUACAUCGAACCACGGGGAGAAGUUACACACUAGUUGACAUCAGACACCAUGACCAUGGAUGAUAGGGAUAGAGAGGUAGGCGACAAAAAAAAAUCGAAAGUGAAACCCCGAAUUUGCAUUCAAUGUAAAACGUGUCAAGAAAUCAAAAUCUAUCGCUUAUAAAAUAGGACAGUUUUGUCGGGUGAGAAUGUGGGAAGACAUAUUUUUAGGCAGACGCUUCAUCUACUGCUGCCGUGCCAUCCAUUUGUGGAUAUUUGAUGUAUUAAUUGAUUGUCACGACGCGAAACGAAAUUCUCCACUACACCGUUCCUUAAGGGUGGCAGGUAUCGACACAGCAAUCGACCAAAUAGGACCAGACGCACUUGCCGCGUGUGCAGUGGAACCGUGUGUUAGGGUACGCACUUUAAAUCAGUUCACGAACAAAGACCCCUGGCGCAAUGAGCGACACGUACGUAAUGUAGAAAAUUGGCAACAAUAACUAGUUGAUCGGUUUUUCCCUCCAUCCCUUCGAUGCCAUUGAACCCGCAACAUUAUCAUCAACAUCAGCUGCCUCUGUUGUUCCCGUGCGCAAAACGAAAAAAGAAAAACAUAAGUCCACCACACACAUGCCAAUCGAUCCAGAACCCUACCCGAAUAGAAGAAGCCUGCAAUAUGCAUGUAAGCCAUGCACGCCAGCGAAGAAUGUAGAAGCAAAAACACAAAAACAUAUUCGCGAUGGACGCGAACAUGCAAUGCAACAACCUGAACCUCUGGUCUGAGCUUGAGACAUGAGCUUCUGCCGCACCAUUGUUGAAUCGAACUGGUUUUUUGAAUUCAGUGUGUGUUUGUGUGUUGCAAUGUGUACUAGAACGAAGGGCAUUUCAGCAAAGGUACAAGGGGGCCACGGUGAACGUCAAGAGACAAGGAGCCAUGUUUCGCUACUAAAACACUUCGUUCGCACCGAAGGUCGUCUGCGAGGGUGGGUAAAGCUGGUGCGUGAAGCUAGGAUGGGGUGGGGUAAAGGGGUGCUGGAAAAGGGAAAGUAAAUCGUUACAAACUAGUUCGUAUACCACACCGGUGUGUGAGUGUGCGCGGUUUGACACUUGAAGCAUAACCGAAGAACAUGUUCUCUAGCGCGAAAUGAUCGCAUCGAGCAGAAGGCAGAAUCUCAACCUGCAGGUGACGCACGUCGAACAGGGAAAUCAAAUGCAGGAAGCGAUUUAAGCAUUUGCGAUUGAAGUCACUUUAGUCCUUAGAAGGGGGGUUUUCGUUCGAAACCGAUCCUUCUCAUCCCCUCCCCCAAAAAAGAAGCCUUUAGUCGAUUGAUAUUAAUGCCACUACGAAGAUGAUGAUGUGUAUCACAGAUACAGUUUUAUUUAUUUUAGCAAAACGAACCAUCGUCUCUCUCUCUCUCUGUCUUCUUACACGAUAAUGAAUAGAGCGCAACCGAUAGGGAGAACUAGAAUUUGAAGGAGAUUCAAAAACCCAUGCUCACCAAUGCACCACCAACGGUAAUACAGCAUACGAUGUGUAGCGGUUAAGUUGGCUACACCUAUACCUUAAAAGCAAACCGUACGUGUUUAAGCAACAGAUAAGUGUUUAGUGGCGAUAAAUGAGCUGUUACGUCUAAGUUGAAAGCUAAAAGUGUGCGAAGGAUGAAAAAAAACAACCGAAGGAGCAAAUAGAGAAAGAGACUAAAAAUGAAUGCGAUACUAAAAUCAAAGAAUCGAAAUGUUGAGUAGUUUUAUGCUCGGAAAGUUUAAACAAAAUGAAACAAUUAAACAUUUAAAAAAAAAGUACAUACAUACAAAAGAAAAUCAAAACAAAAAACCACACCACUAAUUGAAGUAAUAAAAGCAGCAAAGAUAUGAAAAAUAA
Messenger RNA from Anopheles funestus (African malaria mosquito), 9430 nucleotides. RefSeq lists its product as uncharacterized. The transcript has a single exon. NCBI's taxonomy places the organism in Eukaryota, Metazoa, Arthropoda, Insecta, Diptera, Culicidae. The record is from RefSeq and is a predicted model, not a curated record. Gene Ontology annotation, molecular function: dopamine neurotransmitter receptor activity, coupled via Gi/Go; G protein-coupled receptor activity. Gene Ontology annotation, biological process: adenylate cyclase-activating adrenergic receptor signaling pathway. Gene Ontology annotation, cellular component: membrane. Bases 1361 to 3913 code for a protein of 850 amino acids.